AUGGCGGCGUUCCCCCGCACCGCCGCUUCGCUGAUGAACUGCGGCCCCUCGCGCUUGGCCACUACCGCGGCCAUGGCUCCCAGCCGGGCUCGGGGACCUCCUCUCUCCCAACGAGACUGGAGUAAAGGAGACACGCGCUGUACGCAAAGAAUUGAAAUACAUAAGCUUCGUCAAGGUGACAAUUUGAUUCUGGGAUUCAGCAUUGGAGGUGGCAUUGACCAGGAUCCAACUCAGAAUCCUUUCUCUGAAGACAAGACCGACAAGGUGAAUGGCUGGGAUAUGACAAUGGUGACCCAUGACCAAGCUAGGAAGAGGCUGACAAAAAGGAACGAAGAAGUGGUACGGCUGCUGGUGACCAGGCAAUCUCUGCAGAAGGCUGUGCAACAAUCCAUGAUGUCCUAA
Molecule: messenger RNA, 402 nt
Organism: Nipponia nippon (crested ibis)
Lineage: Eukaryota; Metazoa; Chordata; Aves; Pelecaniformes; Threskiornithidae
Source: RefSeq, a predicted model, not a curated record